GCCGAGUCGCUGCCAGAUCUACACGACGACCCAAGUCCGAGCUUCGGUGACGCCCUUUGCUUGGCUCUCCUCAUCUCCCUCUCCGCCCUCUCAUGCAUUCCGCUGGAAACGCCCGCAUUCAUCUUUCGGCCAGACAAGCGGACAAGUGACAGUCAUCGCUGAUCGCGUAUAGCUCCGGACCUGUCUCCGCUCAUUAGCACAGGAAUGAACUGUCAAGCAGGCGCAGGCCACAGGCUGGAAGCUGGUGGAAGAAGAAGAGAGCGCGCGAAGAGGCGUCGGCCAUCAGCGACGCCUCCUCCGCCCCACCCCCCUGAGGCCACAAAAAAUAGAGUACAUGUUACGACAUGUCCGUUCCAAAAAUCAUCCAUAACCCACACAGGGUUUGGCUUGGCUCAUGGCCCGUCGUCGUUUAGCUGCUCGCUGCUAGCUUGCCUGGAUGCCAGCAGCGUCUUGAGCAGACGCGAUCGCCGUCACGGUCACGGGACGCGACGCUGCGAUGGUUUCGGAGGCAGAACGUCCCUUUGCGACGACUGGCGAUUGCGACUCGGCACCGCCUCCAGGCUCGAGGCAAUUAACACUUGUCCCACAGACGCGGCCAGACGGCAACACCUGUAUGCGAUGCACUUGAGCACGCUCCCCUUGGCUGCCGGCAUGCCAUAUGCAUCAGCUGACGGCCCGUGCCGCUGUGCGCCGUUCCGCGUACGCCGUCACGAGAGAUUACGCCAGGGAGCACCUAGCGAGCACAGCAUUCCAGCAGGCACGGAACGUUGCUUAUCCGCGGUGCGGGGUGAUUCUAGCAGCAAGAAAUCAUAACGAAUGGCUGUACGGCCGACAGCCGCCCCAUGCAAUUCUGCAAGAGGCGCUUGAGCACGCUCUCGUCGCUCUUGCGCGCACCGCCUGCUGUCGCUGGCGUUGCUGGCGUAGCUGGCGUUGCUGGCGUUGCUGGCGUUGCUGGCGUUGCUGGCGUCGCUGGCGCCUCUGGCCUC
Messenger RNA from Cutaneotrichosporon oleaginosum, 986 nucleotides. RefSeq lists its product as uncharacterized. The record is from RefSeq and is a predicted model, not a curated record. Lineage: Eukaryota; Fungi; Basidiomycota; Tremellomycetes; Trichosporonales; Trichosporonaceae.